Messenger RNA from Musa acuminata subsp. malaccensis (wild Malaysian banana), 1517 nucleotides. RefSeq names its product thaumatin-like protein 1b. NCBI's taxonomy places the organism in Eukaryota, Viridiplantae, Streptophyta, Magnoliopsida, Zingiberales, Musaceae. Gene Ontology annotation, biological process: defense response. Gene Ontology annotation, cellular component: extracellular region. The record is from RefSeq and is a predicted model, not a curated record.
CCGAACUCCCAACUCUUUUCCAACGGUGUGUGCGGAGGUCUCACCCUUUUGCGGCGUCAAAAUGGCCAGAUUCUCAGUCAUUCUCUCAUCCCUUUUCUUAUCCUUUGCAGGGGGGAUGGCCGCAACGUUCACGCUGACGAACAACUGCGAGUACCCCGUGUGGCCUGGCAUGCUCUCGAGCGCCGGCACGCCUGCGCUGUCCACGACGGGUUUCCAGCUGCAGACGGGCGAGUCCCGCAGCCUGGACGCGCCGACCACGUGGUCGGGGCGUUUCUGGGGCCGCACCCUCUGUGCCACCGACUCCAGCGGCAGGUUCAGCUGCGCCACCGGCGACUGCGGGUCCGGCGGGGUGGAGUGCUCCGGAGGCGGCGCGGCACCCCCGGCCACCCUGGCGGAGUUCACGCUCGACGGCAGCGGUGGGAUGGACUUCUACGACGUGAGCCUCGUGGACGGCUACAACCUCCCGAUGCUGGUGGUGCCGCAGGGAGGCUCUGGCGGGAGCUGCAGCUCGACGGGGUGCCUGGUGGACCUCAACGGGCUGUGCCCGUCGGACCUUAAGGUGAUGCUGUCGACCUCCGACGGGGGGAGCGAGAGCGUGGCGUGCAAGAGCGCGUGCGAGGCGUUCGGGUCGCCCCAGUUCUGCUGCAGCGGUGACUACGGCAACCCUAACACGUGCAAGCCAUCGUCGUACUCGCAGUUCUUCAAGAACGCCUGUCCCAAGGCCUACAGCUACGCCUACGACGACGCCACCUCCACCUUUACCUGCGCCUCCGCUAAUUACCUCAUCACUUUCUGCCCCAGCACCACAAGCCAGAAAUCUUCGGACACGAAUCCGGAGGCAGCGGGCAUUCCGUCGAGUAGCAACAGCACGAUGGUCUACAUCGGCGGGGAGCAAGCGAGCCACGCCACGGCCACCGUGCCACGCAUCGCCGCCGUGCUUCUCGCCUUCUCCUUUGCUCUUCUCGCUAUGCAUCUUGGCUUGUAAAGCGCUACUACUACUACAACUACUACUAAAUAGGAGGCAGCAGCGAUUGGUGGGUAGUCCGGGACACCACUUGAUGUCUCGUUCAUACGAUGGAGACGAAAGAUUUCGUCGAGCUGAUCACAGGCGAAGCUCAGAUUGCCGGGCUCAGAGCCGCCUCCUUCCUGUUUCAUCUCUUUCUUCUUCCUCGAAUGAUGUAGUCUCUCACAGACACGAUCUGGCGUGGGUCAACGAAGUCAAGGUCCUGUUCGUCAGGACUGGAGGGCCCACUCACGAUAGACCACAUCACCCCUGAAAAUUUUCAGGGUCACUCCAAUCUAGUAUUCUUGGUUGUUAUAGUUUACAGUUGUAUUAGCUUUCUGCAGGGUUAGGGAUUUUGGGGAUACGCCUACAUUGUUUCACAUUGUAUUUGAUCGACAGAAAUCAUAUGAUUUAUAUCCAAAAGUUAGGUUAGAAACAUUUGGUGCAAUAUAUGUACCCUUGGAAGUUUGGACAUGAAAGAACAAUGGCUGCUCACCAAACUUGCAUGACAUAA